AUGGUCAAGUGUGACAUGGGAAGGAGAGGAUGGAAGGGACCCAACUGCAUCGGAUGCAGACAGAAGUGGCAGCUGGGCAUGGCUAGCGCCGUCACUGAACACCGGAGAGAAGAGGCUCAGCAAACCGAGGUCAGCGACGCCUUGGUCCACAGCACCCCAGGCAGCGGUAUCUCCGUCUGCGGCGUCCCCGUCAGCGGCGCCCCCGUCAGCGGCGUCCUCAUACACGGCUGGAGGCUGGACCUCGGAAGCUCCAGCCGCUCACGCAUUUGCUAUACAUACUCUGGGGUUGAAAGUGCACGGUCAGAGUCAGGGGGCAAGCCAGCUAAAAGAUCCACAGGUUCAUUGAUCUCGCAUCCAAACAUCAUAAAGUUUGGUGUGAAUCCUGUCGAACUGUGCUUGGUUGAUCUGUAG
Messenger RNA from Knipowitschia caucasica, 411 nucleotides. NCBI's taxonomy places the organism in Eukaryota, Metazoa, Chordata, Actinopteri, Gobiiformes, Gobiidae. The record is from the annotation of a GenBank genome assembly.